AUGGAGGAAGCCGGAACUAAUUACGCUGUUUGGCGUGAAUUUACUAAUGUUAGUGAAAUCCUGAAUGUUCCGUUUGAGAAAUAUUUCACGGAACACUUGUUGAGCUUGGAAGAAAACCCUGAUCUUAUGUUGGUGGAAUCAUUAUUUCAAGAAUGUAAUGACAAUCAAUCAUUAAUUGAAGUUCUAUGCGAUUUGUCUAAUCCUAGAGUAGAUCAAUUGGAACAGAACUAUCUCAAGGAUAAACUUCAAGAACAUUUUAAUAAUUUGUAA
Messenger RNA from Paramuricea clavata, 270 nucleotides. The record is from the annotation of a GenBank genome assembly. NCBI's taxonomy places the organism in Eukaryota, Metazoa, Cnidaria, Anthozoa, Malacalcyonacea, Plexauridae.